CAGCUCAGAUCCCUUCUCCCUUGUCCAUCAAAGGUUUCAUGCAAUAAGUCUUUCCUAAAAAAUACCCAGGAACAUCCCCAAAUAUUAUUGGGGAGGUUAAUAAUAAUUGUAUUAGAGUCACGCGCUUGGAGGGAGAGACAAGGAGAAGCUCAACUUUAGCUACAGAUGUUUUCUUUUUGGGGAGGGGAAACACCCAGUCCCCUGAAAAAAAAAAAAACCCAGCAAAGUUUCCCAUUAAAAUUGACACCAUGGGAUGGCCCUAGCGGUCACGUCCACCUCGGAUUGGUUCGCUCGCCGGAAGUUGCUCGCAGACGCCCUUUCCAACAGAUAAGUCAACUGCUAGAGACCCUUUUUUUCCCUUCCCCCCAAAGUAUAUUUUGUCACAGCCCCAGCCCCACAGAUCCCGGUGCAGCUCCAUGUGCAGACGACCCUCCCAUCUGUGCUAGGGCCCAAAGCAAUCCGUGACAGCUGCUUGUCGGCCCCCAUCUCCCCCUCCGCCCCCUCCCCUUCUUCCCAUUGCAAACUGGGGGAUGGGGGGGAAAACAUUUCCCUUACCUCCUUUGGGGGUGAGAUGAGUCGUCACCAGCCAGGACCGCUGCGGUACCUUCCGCCUCCCUUCCACCCAGGUUGGGGGGACCCGGCAGGGCGCGGUGCUCCCCAGCACAGAGAUCCCCGUGGGGGUGCACCCAGAGGCAAAGACGAGACGUCCAGUUUGGGAUUUGAUGACGAGAACUAUCCAGCCCCGCAGCCAGAGGGGUCCACUUUCUCCAAGCUUGAGUCCGAAACUGGGGCCACCACCAGCCCCGGGACUGGACCUCGCCAAAGCAUCGGCACCUCUUCCCAGCCCCAGGUAGCCACCAAGCCAGCAGGUUCCCAGGUGCUUUCGUUGCCUGACCACUUCACCCCCCCUGCUGCUACCGGGUACCGGCGAGAAAGCAGCCCUUCGUCAUCUUGCUCGGAUACGGUAAAGGGGGAUUAUGAAGCGUCCAUUAGACUGAAACCCGGCUAUGGAUCACCCGGGACGGGGAAAACGGAAGAGCAGCGUUUUUUCCUCCAGGAGGCUUCACUUUUAGACAGGCCUAAAGACGACCCAACGGCGCAAGAAAUACAAGAGGAUUCAAAAGCUGAAGCUAUAACUGGCAGCUGGCUGACUGCAAAGGGUGGAAAGGAAAAAAGAAGCCCUUAUACUAAAUACCAGACGCUGGAGCUGGGAAAGAAAUUCUUCUUUAUGUAUUUGACCAGAGAGCGCCGCCUAGAGGUCAGACGAAGUGCCAACUUCACAGAUAGACAAGUCAAAAUCUGGUUCCAAAACCGCAGGAUGAAACUGAAAAAAAUGACCAGAGAUAAUUGGGUGCGACCAGAAUUUAACAGCUCAGUUCUCAUUGUGACAAAUGACUAAAUAAAACCAACGCAAAUCAAUUUGUGGGGAAGAAAGGGAGGGGUAAUAUUUAUUUUUUUGUCUUUGUUACCGCGGCUGUAACAAUGUUAAGGGGUUUCAAAUAUAUAUUUUAUUAUCUCCUAAACCAUGUGGUUAAGAAAUAUUCCGACUUAGUGUUUUGUGAUAUAUCCCUUAGGCUGAAGCAUAGUUAAAAAGAAUUCACUCUAAAGAAAUAGCCCCACUGACAUUUCUUUCGGAUGGAGCUCGUACAAUGCUAGACAGUAAGGGUUUUUAAGACAACUUUUUAAUCUUAUCCAUUUAAAUGCUAUAAGCACCUUCCAUAUGUAACACAUUCUGGUUGAAAAUAUUCCCCCACUCUUACAGAACUGAUGACAAAUACUCCCAGAGGCUAGUUCUGAUGGAUGGGAACUCUGACAAACAGCUGUUGUAACAAUAUUUUAAUAAAACCAUAGCGUGGUGCAGGUCUAAAUAAAGCAUAAUGAGAACUUGAGCGUCAAAAGCAUAUAUAUAUAUAUAUAUAUAUAUAUAUAAAAUAGAUACAGACACAGAUAUACAUAUAUUGAUAUAUACGCAUACACUUUCAUUUUCCCUUGCCUAUUAAUUAUUUUAGCAGGUAUCUCUUGACGAGUGGAAGUUGUCCUAUAGCUAAGAUAUCCAUUAACUAUAUGAGAGCACGAGCUGGUCUGUGACGCCUAAAUUUAAAACCUUUUGAAGAACUUCAGCAACAGCCAAAAAGGGGGUGGAGGUGGGGGAAAUCCCAUUACUUUAAAAUGUUAUUCCAGCUCAAGGAUUAAAACCAAUAUAUAGUUUAUGUAGUUUUAUUAUGAUUAUUAUUAAGCUCUGCGUUAUUUAUUUUAAACCUGGUCGUGAAAUUAUAUGGCACGUGCCGUUUUGUACUUCACACUUAUCUAGGUCGUUAUACUUAUGUUUCAGUCUGUAAUUUGAUGGGGGGGGGGGUAUUUAAUUUCCAAAUUUGAGCAGUGAAAGCUCAAUGAUAAACAUAUUCUUCCAGUCUGUUGUUUUGUAUAAGUGGAAGAGCUCUCAGUACCAACGUCACUCCAAUGCUGGAAGCUUUGAAGAAGAUAAAUGAAAAAUGUUUGAUCUAGUGGUUUCAAUUUUUUAAAAAAAGUCUCUGUAGCAGAUAGAAUUCAAUAUAAGACGUUUUGACAUGUGUGGGGUGUGGAUUAUUUGUCAAUGAAACGCAAAUAAAGUUUGAUAGCAGUAUAGCCUUUUGACUUUUUUCCAGAGUUUGAUUUAAACUUGAACCUGCCCCUCUCUGGCGCACAGUCAUGACUGUGAUCAAAAACGAAACGAUACAUUUGAAAUAAAAAGUGCAUCUUUGUUUUAAAUCCCAGUCGAUGCCAGAGAGGCUUACUAAUAUUUUUUCUAUGUCUUGUAAUUUUUAAAAAAAAGGUCUAAUAUUGCACAAAAAUAAAAAUCUAGGCUGCUUGAUAUUCUGAUCGUAAAUUAUUUCUCUUUUUAUAAUGUAUGGUUGGAUGGUGGUGUUGUGGUGUUUUCUUUUAAAUCUGUGUUUUCUUUCUGUUCACCGCCUGAUGUGAUGUAAACUGUUUGAAGUUCAACAACAUGGCUAAGUUUUAUUGUAUUUCCGGUACAAUAGAUUUAUAUACCACCUCGUCCAGUCUUUUAAAGGCUUUGCAAAUGAAAUGAAGCUAAGUUAUAGUCAAGUUUCAGGCUCCUCCCUGAAUCUCUUGAACUCGGACUAGUUGUUGUGGUGGGUUUGGUUUGGUUUGGUUUUUCUUCUAAUGAACUUUUAAACGCUAGGAAACUUGUACUUUAGAAACAUGGCUAUCUUUACUUUAUUGUCUUUCGAGUGAGUUGAUUUAUUUAUUUAACCCACUUAUAGAAGAAUACAACGCACGAGGUAAGACAUUUAAUUUAUAUUUUAUGACAUUUAAAAAACGAUGGCAGCGGGAAAACUGAAGUAGAAAAUCUCAGUGUUAUAUUUUUUAAAGGAAUCUAAAUUUAAAUCGUUUCAUGUUCUUGAAAAGUUCUAAAAGUCUUCUAAGAAUUAAGGAAAUCUCACAGAACCUUGAACCUCAGCAAAAACUCCUUUUUGGGCUGUUAUCCAACCAUCUUUCCUCACCCUCUCCUCAGCUUGCUAGGUCUAAUUCUCCCCCUUUAUAAAAUUGGUAAUUAUUUUAUAUAAUCACUAUAAACAUAGCAUUUAUAUAUUCAAUGCAAAAAAGGACAAGUUCCUUAAGGUUGCUAGGUUAUAGCUAUAGAAGAGAUGUGACGAUGCUCUUCGUAUCGUUCCCAUCGAUUCAAACUUUUUGAAAAAUUGGAUUAAGUUAUACUUACUUUUUGGGGUGUGGGAGAGAGAAAAUGAAUUAUGAUUUUUGAUUUCCAGAAUUCACUGGUUUUAUGUUAUUGUUAUUGUCAGCAGGAAGUUGUCCAAAUAUUUGGCGGCUGUUUUUUUUAACAAAAAUCAGAUUUUUCAAAAAAUAUUUUCACACGGGAAAAGAUGCUUUCAUUUGCUUUUAUUAAAAGCUUGAUGAAUUUUUGUGCUCUAUUUAUAGCUGAGAUAAUCGUUUGUUUCUCAAAGUCAAUAGUAUUUUACUGGUUCCUCUAGUCUAUUUGUAAACUAUUUGUAAACUCCUGCAGGAGAGAUCCGUUCUAGACACUGUACAUAGGAAAUAAUCUGAAUGGAUAUUUCGUGAAAUCGUAGGGGUUUUUUGUCUUUGAAAAGACCCUUUUGUUGCUUUUGUUUCCUAGCAACUGUUUUCUAUUAUAAAAGUUCAGAUUGCAAGUGAUGUCAAACAAAAUGGCCGCCCGGGCGCCUUUCUUGGUAAUUUUAGCCUUUGACCCAGGAAAGAACUAGAACUGCUCUGUGAAUUAGGUAGUUUCAUGUUGUUGGGGUUUUAUUUUUAAACACAAGAACAUAAAACUACCUGAUUUACUCCAGUUAUUCUCCUCGAUUUUGUUUAUUCAGGCAGUUGGAUCAGAGGAAAAUGAUAGGUACGUUUAUUUAUUUAUUUAUUUAUUUAUUUGUUCCUUUAUUUAUUUAUUUAUUGUCAGCUCAAACCAUAUUAACGAAUUUUUUAGUAUCUAAGGGCUAAGCAAGUUGGCAACAGUCCCUGUUAGCUUUGCAAAAAAUAAGAAUAAAAACCAGGGAUUAUGCAGGCAGGGGUUUGGGGUUUUUUUCCUUCAAAAUUCUGUUUCAGUGCCGUUUUGCAAGAAUGUAUAAUGACGCACAAAACAAUUUAACAACUGAUGAAGGGCUCCAUCCUGCCCCUACUAAAUUCAGUGGGAUCAGGAUCCGUUCCCCCGACAGGAGACUUCUUAAAAAUAUAUUUUCUAAUUCCUUUAUGUAUAUAAAGGGAAUGGAGUUUUUUUUUUAUUUUUUUUGAAAUAAGAAAUCCACAUCUAUGCUUAAAUUAUAAAAUAUUAAUUCAGGGAACACACUAAAACUCCCUCCAGGUUUCUUCAGUUGCCCCGUAUUAUUAAGUUAUGUUCAUUAUAAACCCUAUUGCAAAGAUGCAUACAACUGUAACUUUCUAUUUCAUUUAUUUGAGCAUAAGCUUUCGUGAGCUACAGCUCACUUCAUCGGAUGCUCACGAAAGCUUAUGCUCAAAUAAAUUGGUUAGUCUCUAAGGUGCCACAAGUCCUCCUUUUCUUUUUGCGGAUACAGACUGACACGGCUGCUACUCUGAAACCUUUCUAUUUCAGUUAUUUCACUAUGUAUCAGACAUAGUUUGAAUGGUAAUGUGCAAUCGGUUGUCUCUUGAGUUCUCCUGUUUCUUCUCUACCUACAUCCGAAAUAGACACGGUAGCUACAAUGUGAGUUUAACAUAAUAUGGACUAAGAACAGAUGCUACUUAUGUACUCCACAUGCACAUUGGUGUUUUUCUAUACUGAUAAAUUAAAAAUAUUUUUACAGGUGGGUACACACGCGCCUCCGUGUGAGGCUGUAGAUAAUUUGCUUUCGUUUUAGUAGUAAAACAACAGUUUAUCGUUUAACUUAAAAGAUAUGAUCUUCAAAUGAAGCUAACCAAGGAUAAUGCAUGCAAAAGUGUUUAAAUACAAGCCUCCCACUGUGGUAGAAAUAUUGAUGAUCAAAGUUAUUUCUCGGUAACCUAAAAUAUUCCACUUUAGUAGGCUCCUAAAAACUAUAUUUAUACUGUGUAAUGAUAUCAAAGAAUAGAAAUACCUUUCUGUAUACCAGUUUCUGAAAUGAGCAUAAAAGUAAAUAUUAUAUAGUCUGGGGCAAGAUUUUUUUUUUUAAGUGUGCUUGCCUCACACUUUGAGUUUCGAAUUAUUAAAGAUGGAGGGGAUAUCCAAGUUUAGAAUAUCAUCUGCUAUUUCUUCUGUAGCCGAAGGAUUGCUGUGAAUUCAGUUUAUUCUAGGGUCGGAAUGGUAAAAAACUUUUUUUAUAGCCUUUAACCAGGGGCAUGCUUUAUCCCUGCAACUGGUGAUUGUUGUAGGCAAUGUGCCCAUCUUCCCUAUUAAACUAGCAGCCAUUCAGGAAAAAAACAGGGGGGUGGAGGAAGUCAGCAUAAAACUAUUUGCAUUCCGUACUUUUAAAAAGUUCUGUGAGUCUUUAUAAUAGAAACAAAGUAAUAUUUAUGUUAUCACCAGAACAUCGCUCCGGAAAUGAACAAUCUUGCAAAGUUAAUAAUCAACGACUAGGUAAUAGUAUCCCCAUAAGGCGAACACUAACCUGUCUUGUAAAGGCAUGGCCUCCAGAUUUUGAUCUCACUUGCCCCAGUGUAAAGACAACAGCAGGGUUCAUUGAAGCUAAUGGAGUUACAGUGCUGUAACUGAGAUCAGAAUUCCCCCCCCCCGAACCCCCAGGGUUGAAAACAGAACUGGGUCUAUUUUCCAAAGGGCGGUGGGAAGGAAAAAGUGGAAACAUCCUAUUUGUGAAUUAAAAACUAGUUGCCAUGAUGCGUCUGAUUUGCCUGGCUUAUAUCUGAAGCAGUUUGUUUUCUUUUCAUUCCAAAUCAGAAGGAUAAGAGCGACUUCACCUGGAGAAGCAGCGAUGCUGGGAUUGCUACAGAAAGCUCCGUAUAAUAACUGAUUCGUUUGCAAAAUAACAUCAGCUCCUGCUCUGCACUCCCCCAACCCCGCCACACACGCGAAUGACAAUGAACAACUCCUGUUAAAUGCACCAAAUUAACCCCAACAUCUUAUUCUUUCUCAGCGCUCCAGUCUACCUAAAAUUCUCUCAACCCCAUUCAGUAUGAGUCUAAGCUGUUGGCAAAGUGCUGUAAAAAUAGCUAUUUGAAAGAAUACCCCCCAUCUCUCUCUCUCUCUCUCUCUCUCUCUCUUGGCAAGGUCUCAUGCCAUAGAUUUUAUUGAAGGAAUUAUUUAACGACCUAAUUCUAGUGUGCUUUUCUUUUCCUUCUGUCCCUGGGUGGAAGCCACCGGCCUUCUCUCACUACCACGGCUUGUUAAUUCCAUUUCCCUCUUCCCCCUCCAAUAAUAUGUUUGGGUCCCAAUUAUAUCCCAAGACCCGAUUCGGAUCCCACUAACCCAGCAGCCACUCUACUGAAGUCAGUGGAGUUCCAUCUGUGAAAAUCCACAUGCAGCCAGAGGAGACUCAGACCCCCACUUAUUUCAAACAACUUAUCAUAUUCUUUCAAAGGGCGAAAGACUGUAGCAGCCACAAUACUGGUUCAAAGCAACAAUCCCACUUUUAUUUUAAUGUUCUUUCCCACAGCUUGUCCUUUAAAAGGCACACAAGGUUUUACUGUACCAGGGGUCUAAAUGCGUUAUUAACUGCUAAGAUUACAACCCUCCUUUCGGAUAGUGUUUUUAGCCAGAGUAAAGUUUCGUUUCUUGUC
Molecule: messenger RNA, 7203 nt
Organism: Chelonia mydas (Green sea turtle)
Lineage: Eukaryota; Metazoa; Chordata; Testudines; Cheloniidae
Product: homeobox protein Hox-C10-like
Biological process (GO): regulation of transcription by RNA polymerase II
Cellular component (GO): nucleus
Molecular function (GO): RNA polymerase II cis-regulatory region sequence-specific DNA binding; DNA-binding transcription factor activity, RNA polymerase II-specific
Source: RefSeq, a predicted model, not a curated record